AUGGGCUUUCAGGAUUGGUUUGCGCAAAAGUCGCGCAAGUGGGCGGCACUGCGCCAGAAACCGGCUAUGAGAUUGUUCAUCUGGUCAACAUGGAUCCCUGUGGCAAUAUGUUUUCUGGACCACGCCUACUUUCUCGGCCAUAUCAGCGGCAACAGCAUGACCCCUGCUCUGAACCCCGACUCAAAUCUUGGCAAGCGUGACAUUGUGCUGUUGCAGAAAUUCCUAAUCAAACAGCCCGGUUACCUCAAGGUCGGAGACGUGGUGCUGCUGCGAAACCCCAUGGAUCCGGAUAAGUUUUUGUGCAAGCGGAUUCUUGGAGUGGGAGGCGACGAGAUUGUGACCCGCCACCCGUACCCGCAAAAGACGUGCUUUGUGCCCUUUAACCACGUGUGGGUCGAGGGCGACAACAUCCAUUCGUUCGACUCCAACAACUUCGGUCCAGUGUCACUCGGUCUCAUGCAUGGCAAGUGUCCCAAGGUGCUGUGGCCAUUUAACCGUUUUGGAGCUAUUCCUGACGGAGGACGAGAGGCCCGGAAGGAAAAGUUGGGGUAUGUUGAUGAUGUUGUUGAGGGCUAA
This is a messenger RNA of Yarrowia lipolytica CLIB122, 576 nucleotides long. RefSeq lists its product as uncharacterized. The record is from RefSeq and is a predicted model, not a curated record. Gene Ontology annotation, molecular function: serine-type endopeptidase activity. Gene Ontology annotation, cellular component: mitochondrial inner membrane peptidase complex; membrane. NCBI's taxonomy places the organism in Eukaryota, Fungi, Ascomycota, Dipodascomycetes, Dipodascales.